AUGAAUAAUCAACGGGAAAAGACUAUUCCCAACACUCCUCAGGAUUACGUUGACCUUUACGAGAAGUGUUGGUCUAAUAGUCCAGAUCAACGUCCAACAUUAUCUAAAAUUUUGAAACAGCUUACGAAACUUGUAAAUCAUAUUAGCAAUAUUAAUGCAAUCAUUGUUAACGAUGAUCAUUACACAAUUACGUUCGUAGACUUGGAUAAAUCGUCAAAUUUGAAAGAAGUUCGUCGGCAUCUAUCAAAAGAAAAAGAUUUAAUGUUGGGUCGACAAAAUGUCUAUUUUUACAAUCGACGUAUGGAAAAAAUAUCACGAGACCAUGAAAAUAAUUAUACACUUGAAGAUAUUUUGAUGCCAGAUGGUUCUGAUUUUUCGUUUUAUAUAGAAAGUGACCUUUCAAAACCAAGUUUUCCAAAAAUCGUGCAACUACUUAGCCUAGAUAGAGGGCGGAUAUUUGAUAACAGGAGUAUAAAGACAGCAAGCAAACAGGCAGGCAUCGUUAAAGAUCCUAAAGAGAAAGAUAUUAAUAUGCAAAAAGAAUACAUUAAUACAGGAGAGGGAAAAAAAAUAUAUUAUCAGAUAGGUAAUAUUCGUCUAUUGCAAAGAGAAUUGCAGGUUAGUGAAGAAUAUAUUAAAGCAAUCAAAGCUGCACUGGAUGAUAAUAAAAGUGUUGAAGAGCAAAGAGAAGCUUUGAAUAAAGUUGGAAAAGAAUAUGGUUACUUCUGGUAA
Racocetra fulgida is the source of this 732-nucleotide messenger RNA. The record is from the annotation of a GenBank genome assembly. Lineage: Eukaryota; Fungi; Glomeromycota; Glomeromycetes; Diversisporales; Gigasporaceae.